AUCCAUGCCCUUACUGGGAAGACAUGGAGCGCUAUGGACACAGUCUACACGAAUCAAGUAGGAAUCUCAACUAAAGACAUCCAUAUUUCUCCAGUUAGGAAAGAAACGUUUUGAGAGACUGAGAGGAAAGAAGGGUGGCCCGGUUGAGGAUGGAGUGUGCAUUUGACGCACAGAAUCUGAUCUCCAUUUCUUUGAGAAAAAUCCAAAGCUCCAGGACGCAGAGAGGAGGCAUCAAGCUCCACAAGAACUUACUGGUAACGUACGUACUGAGAAACGCCAGGCAGUUUUAUAUGAGCAAAAACUUGUCGCAAACGCAGAGGACGCAUCAUUAUGAGAAUGUUGCUGCAGUCCGCCAAAGGCAAGAAUAUCUUGAAUUGACUGGAAGCUUAACGGAGUUGGCCGAUGACUUCUACUGCAACUUUACUGAGGAUGAGUCGGACACUUGGCACUGCGGAGCGCACCAGCCCAUCGGCCAGCCUGCAGAGGUGGCGCACCAAGACGCAUCUGCCUGCGCAAUGGUUUCACCAAGUGACUCUGACCUCAUGGUUUCGGAAGCCUGUUGGAGUUGUGCAGACAAAUCCUCCUGGGAGUUACCUAUCCCAAUCGCACAAGCCAACCAAAAGACCGUCCUGGACUUGGACACGCAUGUGGUGACUACUGUCACGAAUGGAUACUUCCACUCAGACUGUUGCGCGCAGUCAAAACAGCCGCAGGGCGCGCAGUGCUACAGUAAAAAGCGAAAGAUGGACACAAGUUAUCAUAUUGUUGAUCCAGAGUUUUAUCUGCCAGACUUUGGACCAGUGCCAUGUAAACGGCUGAGGACUGAUGAUGAUUCACAUUCAGACACGGACCAGUUGGACAGCACAAACAUAUCCAACCUGAUCUCAGUCUUGGGUUCAGGGGGACUAUCUGAGUUUGUGAGUUGGCAGCAGACAGACCUUGAGCAAAUAUUCGCCGCUCAAACAAUUUGUUUAAAACAUACACUGUUAACAGGCAGCGGUUGGACCAGAGCAAUUGAAGCAUUUUGAUUUGUAUGAUUGUUUUUCUUUGUAUCGUUUUAUUUUAUUGCUUUUAAAUAAAUGAUGACACGACUGCAA
Messenger RNA from Micropterus salmoides (largemouth bass), 1097 nucleotides. Its product is annotated as immediate early response gene 5-like protein. The transcript has a single exon. Bases 150 to 1028 code for a protein of 292 amino acids. Lineage: Eukaryota; Metazoa; Chordata; Actinopteri; Centrarchiformes; Centrarchidae. The record is from RefSeq and is a predicted model, not a curated record.